AUGUCGCUUUCAUUUGAUGAUAAGAUUCUGGGGGAGAAAGUUGAUAAUUACUGUAGUUCUAGUGAAGGAGGAGAAGAUUCUGAUGAGAGUGAUGGUGGAGAAGGCCAUGAAGCUAUUUCUGGCGUAGCAGCUCCUCCUCUUGCCACUGACACGCUAAGUCACCGGGUCGCUCAGACCGGUCCAAAAGGUGUUAUCGCGGACUACAAGCAAUACAGAAAGCUUAAAGAUGAGCAAGAGAAGUUAAAAAGUGAGGUGUCUUUGCAAGUUGCCAAAAAGUGUGCUCUAACCAGCCGACCAUAUAGUGCUGAUCAGUCAGCUAAAGAGGAGGAGCAACAACUCAAAGAAAUGCUUGAAGGUCUGAUGGAUGAUGAUGAUGCAUUUUUGGCGCAGUACAGGCAAAAGCGUCUGGCAGAAAUGCAAGGUGCACUCAAAAGCCUACCUAUUUAUGCUCGUGUAUAUGAGCUAAAUACUGGUAAUUUUGUUAGUGAAAUCGAUAAAGAGCCUGCUGAAGUGACCGUAAUAGUACAUAUUUAUGAGGAAGGUAAUCCCGCUUGCAAAUCCACCAACGAGGCGUUCGAAUGUCUUUGUAAGGCCUAUCCUCAUUCCAAAUUUUGUAAGAUUCGUGCCUCAACAGCAUUUCUGAGUCGGAACUUCGUGGCUAAUGGGGUCCCAGCGAUACUUGUUUACAAGAACAAGGAGAUGAUAGGCAAUCUCAUAUCGAUUUCCAAAGAACUUGAUGAUUAUUUCCCGCCAGAGGAACUUGAAACAUAUCUUUUUGAACAUGGUUUCUUGCCUCUCAAAGAGGACAAUGUCUCCGCAGUGCCCGAGCAAUCCUCAAAAAUACGAUGCGCUUCACUGGACGUUGACUCGGAUUAG
Molecule: messenger RNA, 876 nt
Organism: Echinococcus granulosus
Lineage: Eukaryota; Metazoa; Platyhelminthes; Cestoda; Cyclophyllidea; Taeniidae
Product: Phosducin-like protein
Exons: 7
Coding region: 1-876 (291 amino acids)
Biological process (GO): regulation of G protein-coupled receptor signaling pathway
Source: RefSeq, a predicted model, not a curated record